CACCGCCUUUUCCGCCUUUUCACUUCCCACCAGACUACAGUUUAUUGCAGCACUUUUAAGAGCCACUCUGUAUUGUUUGUCUGUUGUGUUUGUAUUGUAUUGUCUGUAUUUGUAUUUGUGUUUUAUUUGUAUUGUUUGAGAGCCAUGUCUCUUGAUUCUGCUGUGAGGAUCUUCGAUGAUCCCAGAGAGGCUAGGAUGCACAUGGCAGCAUUAAUUAGUGCUGCAUAUCUCCAAGAGGCCAGGGAAGCCAUGGCCAAAGAAAACCCUGCUGUUCCUCAAAUAAAAAAGAGGAAAAGCAGGAAGAGUCCCCUCCCCAAUCCAGCAGUCAAAAGCAGACGUGAGAAACGUCAACAAACACAAUCAGCUGCACAAACCAGAAGAAGUCAUCUUGUGCAUGAGGAAAGCCUGAAGAUAGAAGAUCAAGCGUUGACAAGCUUUGAAACACCUCUUCAAGAGUUAAAGGACACUCUCACAGCAGUCCCGAUUCCUGAGACAACAAACAUGGUUUCUGCCUGGGCACAAAGGCAGCUUCUCACAGAUGCAAAACUCUCAGCUGAGAGAGUAAUCACCCAAAAGUGCCACAGAUGCUCUGCUGUAGAAGCUGUUGUGAGAUGCCUGGACUGUGUACCACUGGACAUGGAGUUCCUCUGUGCAACCUGUGAUGUGGAGGCCCACAAGAGGAACGUCUUCCAUGACAGAGAAGCAGUGUUCCAUGGUUUUUUUGAGCCCAUUCCCCCAACAACAGCUGUGGUGAUGGAUGACAAUGGCCAGCCUCAGUUUUGUGAACAAUUAUGCCAGCUGCCUGUUUCUACUCGAGCCAUCUGUGAAUGCUCCCAAGACCUCACAGUCAUUCCAGGGAAGCAUAUUUCUGUGGUCACCAUCAAUGGAAAAUAUGAUGUCUGCUUGCCUCAGAAAUCCUGUCCAUCCUGCUCCACAGAAUGGACCCCUGAGGUUAAAGACCUGCUGAGGUAUCGCUACUGGCCAGCUACCACCAGCUGCCAGACCUUGUUCAAAUUUGAUGUGUUCACUACUUUUGAGCAUAUGAAGAUGACGGCACCAGCCAUGUCCAGGCAGGCCUUUCUCAAAAUGUUGGAGCACAGAUCUGUUCAAGCUGGUAGGACAGGCAGUAUCUGUGCUGAUACAUUUCAGCGAAGUUUCUCUGAAUUUGCCUUCUGCAAAUAAAAAGAAGAGGGCAUGUGCCAGGUCCAACCUGAUCUCACAGAAAUCCAUGAAAGGUUGGCAGAAGCAUCAGCAAGUGGACCAAAGUAACUUGGUUGUAAACUGGAGCCUUUUGCAGUGAUCAAGAGAGAAAGAAAUCCUGAUUUACGUGCAAUUUAUUUUGUAAUGCUUCAUUUUUCCAGCUAAAUGAGCCGAGUUUGAACUUUUGUCCUUUUAGGCUUUCACAGAAAGGAGUUCUCUUUUCUUAAAAAUGACUUAAUAACAUAGACUUUAAACAGGCUACACUUUAAAUCUGCUUGUGAACUUUUAUUUAAGCAGAUUAUUGUGACAGUUAUUUGCUUCUGCUUCAAUAAAAAAAAAUU
Molecule: messenger RNA, 1541 nt
Organism: Myripristis murdjan (pinecone soldierfish)
Lineage: Eukaryota; Metazoa; Chordata; Actinopteri; Holocentriformes; Holocentridae
Exons: 8
Coding region: 145-1182 (345 amino acids)
Source: RefSeq, a predicted model, not a curated record